Messenger RNA from Nyctereutes procyonoides (raccoon dog), 1482 nucleotides. It is a transcript of the gene NUDT7, whose product is annotated as nudix hydrolase 7. Bases 59 to 775 code for a protein of 238 amino acids. Gene Ontology annotation, molecular function: acetyl-CoA hydrolase activity; magnesium ion binding; coenzyme A diphosphatase activity. Lineage: Eukaryota; Metazoa; Chordata; Mammalia; Carnivora; Canidae. Gene Ontology annotation, biological process: nucleoside diphosphate metabolic process; coenzyme A catabolic process. The record is from RefSeq and is a predicted model, not a curated record. The transcript has 4 exons.
CCCACCGGCUGGGCGCUUCCGAGGCGUCUCCAUCAGAAAGCAAACUUUUCCCUGCGAGAUGUCAGGACCUAGUCGGUCCCCGGAGCCGGCCAGACACAGUUUGAUAGAUGAAGCUAAGGCUCGCUUAAAAAAGCAUGAUGUUGGGACCAAAUAUUCUCACUUGGCGUCUAACAAAUUCUCUGUCCUUUUACCAUUGUUGGUAAAAGAAGGAAAACUCUACCUGUUGUUCACCCUCCGGUCAGAGAAGCUAAGAAGGUCACCUGGAGAAGUUUGUUUCCCCGGAGGCAAAUGUGAACCUACAGAUGUGGAUGAUGUGGCCACAGCUCUCCGGGAAGCCCAGGAAGAAGUAGGGCUACAUCCUCAUCAGGUGGAUGUUGUCUGCUGCCUGGUGCCGUAUCUGUUUGACAGAGAUACAUUGAUAACCCCGGUUGUAGGAUUUAUAGACCACAACUUCCAGGCCCAGCCUAAUCCCGAUGAAGUUAAGAGUGUGUUUUUGGUGCCUCUAGAAUAUUUCCUACAUCCGCAUGUCUACUACCAGAGCUACCUGACAUAUAGUGAUCAUCAUGUUGUUAUUCAUUGCUUUGAGUACACAAACCCUGAAGAUGGUGUCACUUACCAUGUCAAGGGAAUAACUGCAAAACUAGCCCUGUUCCUUGCCUUAAUUAUUUUGGGGAGAAAACCCAUCUUUGAAAUGGAGUUUAAUCUCAAUGACCUAAUUUCAUCCUCUGAAGAGAAUUUCCUGAAACUUCAUAAACAUGCUACAAGCAAGUUGUGAUUUGUGAGACCACCACCCAAAUAACUAAGAGGAUUUUAUGGGUGCUGAUCCAGAAGAACAACAACAAUGCAAGCUAUUGGAAUUUGACAGGUGCAGCUCUUUUUCCUGCAAUAUGAAGACCAAAAACUUUGACUUUUUCCCUACUUGCCCUGUAUUAGCUGAAAGAGCAAAAAGUCUUUCAAAAGUGGAAAAAUGUGUUCAUAGUGUUGCAUCAUUUCACCCACAACAUGUCAGUAUUUGUUCUACACAUGUAAGGAAAGGUAUCUGGCACAAAGUAGGCACUUAAUAAAUAUUUGCUGGAUAUAUGAAUGACCCUGUGGCAUUUAUUUUAUUCAUGAGAGGUAAUAUCUCUUUCUGUCUGUUGUUACAUGUGACUAGAAACUUCUGGCUGGCCAUUAGGAUCUAUCCACCUUUUCCUCCCUGGCAGUAGAGUCGAAGCUAAGCUCCUAUCUCCCUAGGAAGAAACUGCAUUACCCAGGAUCCCCUGCAGUUAAAUGUGUCUCUGGAACUUAAUUUGGGCCAAUGGGAUGUGAGUAAAAUUUGGUCUUGCAGGUCAUCUCUAAGUGAAGAGAUAAGCCUCUCCCCUUUCCAGGAGCUGCAACAUGGAUUUAUCUGCAAACCAGCCUUGACCGUACAAGUGAGGACAAUUCCUAGGGGGAUGGCAGGACCCAAAGGUGGUAGGAGUUUGGAUUUCUAAAUGACUCUGG